Molecule: messenger RNA, 738 nt
Organism: Fibroporia radiculosa
Lineage: Eukaryota; Fungi; Basidiomycota; Agaricomycetes; Polyporales; Fibroporiaceae
Exons: 5
Coding region: 1-738 (245 amino acids)
Source: RefSeq, a predicted model, not a curated record
AUGGCUGUUUGGUCCCAGAGUUUGUAUAUUGUCGUUCCCCUUGUUCUUGUCAUCCUCGGACAUUGGUCGCUGCUAUUACAAGGUAUGGCUAUCAUGUCAGACGAAAAUAAUAUGGUUGGCUCAUUCUUUGAUGUGAAAGCCACCCAGCUAAAAGCAGAAUAUAUACCUGGCACCGGUUGUGCCAUCACGCAAACGAACAACACUAUCCUUGCCGCAACGUUUAUCUACUCUAUGUGUUUCGAUGCCCUUGUGAUGGUGCUGAGUGCUAUUAAGCUGCUGCGCCGCCAGGGAAGAUCGCAGGUUGUCGCGCUUCUGUUCAAGGAUGGUCUGAUUUAUUUCAUCGCCUCGUUUAUCGCCAACUUGAUCGCUACGGUGUUCAUGGUUUUGAACCUCAACUCGGUCAUGAGCGUCAUUUUCAAUGUGCCUGCCGCUGUUGUAUCUACAACAUUUUCGUGUCGUGCCGUGCGUCGCUUGACUACAUUCAAAUUACAGGGUCCAGAGGUCUUCCAAUCAAGCAGUGGUUCCGGCGGCGUUCUCAACUUCUUUUCUGGAAAUGUACCCGCCUCUGGUGAUCGUCAGAAGCAAACUGUCCCGAGGGACAUGUCGGGUGUGCAUGUACAGAUGCAAACAUUCACUGUGGCAGAUGAUGUGCGAAAUUACUCGCGGGAUGCGCGGCCAAGGGCAGUGGACCUUGAGUCGGCUGACACUGUGCUGGACCUCAAGCCGGAGGCUCUUUGA